Paracoccidioides lutzii Pb01 is the source of this 1518-nucleotide messenger RNA. RefSeq lists its product as hypothetical. The coding region runs from base 1 to 1518 and encodes 505 amino acids. The transcript has a single exon. Gene Ontology annotation, molecular function: protein binding. The record is from RefSeq and is a predicted model, not a curated record.
AUGGCCCCGCGAGAUCUAUCCAGUCUCCCACCAGAGAUCAUACUCAACAUUGUCCGGAAUAUGAAGAAGUCAAGCCAUCGUCUGAACUUGGCUUUAUGUUCUCGUUAUUUUUACGAUAUAGUUAUCCCUUUCGUCUCGGAGAAUAUCAGGUUGGUCGAACCCGACAUCCAGGUGAUCGUUUCCCUAGUCCAAACUCUCCUGCGGAGCCCACGCAUCGCAUCGCGUACUUAUACCCUCGAAAUUAAUAUUUGGGAGACGGAGCAGAAUUACGACAUAAACAUCGGGGACUCUCCCGAGACUCUUCCGCGCCCCAUGGCUGAUCUACGCAUUGAUAGUAGUCUAAUAAAUGAGGCGGUCCAGCGACUUUUCACCCCUUCUGAUGAGCCUGCACCAUCCAAAUUGAUGGCACAUUUGCGCGCUGGCAAUGAGGAUGCUUGGGUGGCCCUGCUGCUGUUCUCCGUUCCCAGGCUUCAAAAAUUAAGCCUCAUUGUGCCGUAUAACACUGAUCAUGUACUGAGAUUGGUCAGACGCGCCGCAGUACGGGUGCCACCCUUUGAUACGCGACCAGCAUUAAACCAUCUCUCUCACCUGCACGUGGAAUGGUGGGAUACUGAAGGUUAUCUUAAUUCUUUGUUCGUGUGGCCCUUCUAUUUCUUCCCAUCUAUGCAAAGCGUAACUUGCAAAAAGAUUGGAGAUCCUCCACUGUAUCGUGGUGAAGAAGAUAUGGUAACUGAAGAGGGAGAUGAAGGUGGCAAUCUCUCCAAGGACCACAUCCUGUCUUUAGAAAACCUACCCAGAGCUUCUCAAGUGACCCAAAUAAGUAUAACCAAAAGCCAUACUGGUGACGGCAUGUUUAGCAAACUCCACUUCUGCGAAAAACUCAAGUCAUUCAAAUUCGAACACUGCGAUAGCUAUUCAUAUUACUCCAGUUUCCAGCCAACUCACUUUUUCCAUGGCCUUUCGCUCGCCAGACACACCCUCGAGCACCUCUGGCUCGCUUACGAUUACGAUUCCUACGACGGAGACGAGCAUUACGAAGGAGACAACGACGCUUUCGGCUCCCUGACCCACUUCGUGGUCUUGAAAACGCUGACUAUGAGUGCCAUUAACCUGAUAGGUAAGAACUAUCUGCUAGACAGAGACGAUCUUAGGCUGCGUCCCGCAGCUGCACAGCGUCUUGCGCAAGUCCUUCCGACAUCGCUGGAGUCCCUUUCCAUGAUCCAUAUUGAAGAAAAGCAGUUCAUUCCCAUUACCCUGCAGGUAGAGAAUUUGCUGCAGCCGACAACUUUGUCCGCAUGCACGCCUCGGCUGGCUUUGGUGAAUCUCCUCGGCGUGUUUUGCGAGUGGGAAGUGCCGCCCACUACGUAUAGGUAUUCUGAGAGAACGCCAGUUUUUCGACCAGAUGUCCUGCAUCGGGCAGCGGAGCUAAAUGAUAUGUGUGCAUCCGUUGGGGUGAAGUUUGGAAUUAUGGACACCCGCGUUGCAUUUUUUGCGGAGACGGAAGGAGAUUCACAUUAA